AUGGUGGCUUGUGAGUUAGACAAGGAGGUAGCGGGCGAUGUGAUGGGAUGGAAGCUGCCGGUAUGGCAGGCUCUUUUUCUACACCGAGUAUGUCCGGCAGUCGGUGGUUUGCUGGUGUACCUUAUAUUGAUAUGCUUUGACUUGGCCCUCAUUGUUACACAUUUUAGAAAAGGCGAUGAAGCGCUAGGAGUAUUCUGCAGCAUUCUCGUGACCCUUCCCGCAGUGAUAGCAUUCGUGUUUACAUUGGCUUCACCACCACCAAGUCUUCAAACGGAUCUUUCAGCGUAUUCUGUCUCGGUACAAAAGAAAGAUUUACGUUGGCUUGGUAUCCAGUUCCUCAAUGCUAUCUUCUUUCCAAUAGUUGCCAUCGGGAGAUACUGCUUUCUAAUUUUCUGGUGGGUGGAAGCUGUUUACGCAUCACGGGCCAAAGAUGAAGAUCGAACACGAGAAGCUAUAUUAAAAGCUCGAUCAUCAUCACCCAUGGAAUUAUAUUUAUUUUUGCAGUCCUUCAUUCACGCAGCACCACAUGCUAUUGUGAAUAUUCUAGAUUUAUUGGCACGGUUUACAGAUCUUAGUUUCGACCAAGUUUCAGUUCAAUCUGUGAGCAUCAUUGUAUCGUGUCUUCGUAUGGCGAGCACAGCUACAGUUUAUAGAAGAUUUGAAAGGGAAAAAUUAUGUGGUAGGAAUUACCCUUGGAACAAAAAACUUAUAACCAAAAACGAAGAUAAUGAUGAAAGAGACGAUAAAAAACCACACCAAGAAGAAGAACAGUUGUACGAAUCCAUCACGCAGAAAGACUCCAUGCGCUCUUCUACUCCGUAUAAUAGUGAAUUUCGCAACACGAACAGUGAUUUGAUCCAAUUUUCUCCUCGGACCCCUAUUGAGAUGUCUUCAUCCUUUUUCGAUUACGAUAGCGAUUGUUCCGAUUGUAGUUCGCAUUAUCUUCCACCUAUUUCACCUGUUACACAAAGACGUGCCCCAACGUAUGACAGUGAUGAUGAAUAUGUAAGACCAUUAAGUAUUAUUGACAGAGUGGCGCCAAAAAGGCGAGAUACAGGCUACAUAAUUGAAAAGGUUGAAAUAGUACCUCCACCGGUAAUGGUGGCCCCUCGACCUGGGUCGUUGGCUCUUUGGGCUGAAAAGAUGGUGGAAAACGCUGAGUCAAUUCCGGAUUGGCUGUCAGCACCUCCUAGAAGAAAAUAUUGUGAUGAAGUGAUCGAAGAUGAACCUGACGUUCCACAUAGAGUGCCAAGAGCUUAUAUGCGUGGCCUUGAGCCUCAGGAUCUAACAGCAGCAAUCGUUCAUUUUUUAGAUGGCAAUGUUCUAGGUGGGUUUGAAACCCGAAGUCACGUGCUAUCAAGUGAUAGUUACUGUGUUGCUACUGCAUUAUUAACUACGCCGAUAGCAAUUGCUCUACCUCCGCUUUACACCUUACACCCCUAA
This is a messenger RNA of Arctia plantaginis, 1443 nucleotides long. Lineage: Eukaryota; Metazoa; Arthropoda; Insecta; Lepidoptera; Erebidae. The record is from the annotation of a GenBank genome assembly.